UCUUAGUAUCAAGUUUGUUUAUGUAUAUAAAUCCUAGAUCAUCUUGUUAUCGUCACAAACAUCUGAAGUCAUUAUUUACAAGUUUAAAAAAAUGGUUUCAAUAGUCUCUUGUCCGUUAUUAUCCACCUGUGUGCACCAUGCUCGAUCCAUCAGUUUACCUAACAUAUCACAUCCUAUCACUCUUCAAGUUGAAGAGGAACUAGCUCAUUUCAAAUCGUCCGAGGCAUCUUCAUCUUCAACCACGAAUAUAGAAACACUCUGUGAUUCUAUAUUGAGGUUGAAAAGGUUGUAUACAUCUGUUAACGAUCUUAUCAGCUUGCCACAGACCCAACAAGCCCUUUUGCACAGAAAGGAUGAUAAAUUAGUUGAUGAGUUGCUAGAUCGAUCAAUGAGUCUUUUAGAUGUUUGUGGCUCCAUAAAAGAUGUCAUGGAACAAGCAAAGGAGCAUAUAAGAAAUAUUCAAUCAGCUCUUAGAAGGAGAAAGGAGAGCCUGAAAUGUGACAAUUCCUCACUCUUGAAAGUGAAGGAUGCUAGAAAAGGAAUUUUAGCACUAAAGCAACUGGAUAAUAAGAUUGGGGGUACUGCUCUCUUGAAUCUUGAUCACCACCUGGCAUCUUUGGUUAGAUCAGUCAGAGAUACUAGUGCAUUGAGUGUUUCCAUAUUUGGAUCACUCAUAUCGUUUAACUCCAUAUUUGUGUCGAAACCAAAGCCUACCAAAUGGACGAUAGUUUCCGUUCUAAUACAUAAACCGAAAACUAUGAGUGUAGAUCAACCUCAUGUAUCAAAUGAGGCUCUGGAAUCCCAUAUUCAAGUCAUAGAGGAGAGUGUAGAGUGCAUGUCUAGGACCUUGAUCAAAGCAAGGGUUUCUCUCCUUAAUAUACGCUCUCACUAGCUUCACCGAUAAAAUUGGCAUUUUAAUUAUGUUUAAAUGGUUAUGCCUAUAUUUUUGUAAAUGUAAGUGUAACGCUUCGUAUUUUGUACUUUCCUAAUUUAGAAAGUGUACCUCGUAUAUCU
Helianthus annuus (common sunflower) is the source of this 1014-nucleotide messenger RNA. RefSeq lists its product as uncharacterized. Lineage: Eukaryota; Viridiplantae; Streptophyta; Magnoliopsida; Asterales; Asteraceae. The transcript has a single exon. The record is from RefSeq and is a predicted model, not a curated record. The coding region runs from base 92 to 892 and encodes 266 amino acids. Gene Ontology annotation, biological process: shoot system development; root development.